Plasmodium gaboni is the source of this 2406-nucleotide messenger RNA. RefSeq names its product putative inositol-polyphosphate 5-phosphatase. NCBI's taxonomy places the organism in Eukaryota, Apicomplexa, Aconoidasida, Haemosporida, Plasmodiidae. The transcript has a single exon. Bases 1 to 2406 code for a protein of 801 amino acids. Gene Ontology annotation, biological process: phosphatidylinositol dephosphorylation. Gene Ontology annotation, cellular component: endoplasmic reticulum. Gene Ontology annotation, molecular function: phosphatidylinositol-4-phosphate phosphatase activity. The record is from RefSeq and is a predicted model, not a curated record.
AUGAUGAACUACGCUAAAAUUCCUUUAAAAAAAUAUUAUUUAGAAUCACAAGGGAAAUAUUUGUGUAUAGUAAAUAUUGAAAAUAAUGUAAAGAAUAUAUUAAAAAUCAAUUAUUCAGAAAAUAUAAAUAUAACAAAAGAGCAAGAGUAUAUAGAUAAUAAAAACACUACCAUCGAAAAUGAUAAUAAAAAUAAAUUUUGGUUUUAUGGAUGUUUAGGUAUAAUAAAAGCAGAAGAUAUUAAUUUCUUGGUAAUUGUAUCAGAGGCUGAAGUGGUAUGUAAUAUAUUUAAUAGAUCUAUAUAUAGAAUAAAAAGAAUAUCGUUUGUACAACUAAAUUAUGAACAAAUAAAUAAGAGUGCAAAUGAAUUAUAUGAGUAUGAAAUAUGUUAUUUAGGAAGUAAUGGAAAUCUAACUUCAUUAAAUAAUAUUAAAAAAGAUGAGAACAAGAAAUUUUUUUGUAACAAAAAUAAAAUAGAGACAAAAAAUUAUUUUGAUAACUUAUUUCAAUCAACAAAUUUCUUAUUAGGAAAUUGUGUUUACAAACAUAACAGAUUCUAUUAUAAUGAAACAUAUAUUCAUAAAUUCAAAAACUGUACAUUAAAAGAGGAUGUAUUGAAAAUUAUAACAUAUUUUCUGCAUGCUUUUAAUAAAGGCCCGUUUUAUUUCUCUUACUACUACAAUUUAACAAUAUCACUGCAAAAUCAAUAUAUGAAUGAACAGGACAAGAGAAAUGACAUGGAUAAAAAAAAAAAUAUUUACUCAAAAAUUUCAGAAACUGCAUCAAAGAAAUUGAAUAUAUAUUCAAACAGAAAUAAUAAUAAUAGUAAUAAUAAUGAUAAUGAUAAUAAUAAUAAUAAUAAUAAUAAUGUGAAUAAAGUUCAGUUUAACGAAAUUAAUGAUGAAUAUACAUGGAAUUGGAAAAUAUUAGAUACAUUUAGAAAUGUAGAUGCAUUUGGUUUUGUUGUAUUUUUAAUUCAUGGAUACAUAAAUACAAAUAUCUUAGAGGUAGAGGAUAACAAAAAAAUUUGUUUAUAUUUGAUAUCUAGAAAAUGUAAAAACAGAAGUGGUGUUAGGUUUUGGUGUAGAGGUAGUAAUGAAAAUGGAGAUGUAGCAAAUUUUGUGGAAACUGAACAAAUAGUAGUUUUUAAAAAUAAGGAAAGGAUAAAUAUUUUUAGUUAUAUAAUAGUUAGAGGUUCCAUACCAGUAUUGUGGAAACAACAACCAACCUUAAGUAUAAGACCAGCAAUACAUGUAUGUCCAAAUAUGAAUGAAAAUAAACGUAUAUUAAAUUUACAUAUGAAAAAAUUACAAACUAAUUAUGGAAAAAUAUCUAUUACAAAUUUAAUAAAUAAAAAGUUUGGAGAAAAAUAUUUAGGAGAAUGUUUUGAAAAUUGUUUAAGUGAAUGUAAUGUAGAACAUAAUUUUACUUGGUUUGAUUUCCAUAGUGAAUUUAAAAAAUUAAAUCUUGAAAAUUUGAAUCAUAUGUUAGAAAAAGUAGUAAAUGAUUUAAAUAAAUUUUCGUAUUUUUCAUUUAGCAUACCAAUUGGAAAUGAUAAAAAUCUAAUGAAUGAUUAUGAUGUAUUAAAUUAUAAUAAUUUUCAGUUUAAUUUAUGGAAAGACGUACAAAUUUAUAGUUAUCAAAAUGGAGUGUUCCGUGUUAAUUGUAUAGAUUGUUUAGAUAGGACUAAUGUUUUUCAGAGUUUUCUAUCAAAAUAUGUUCUAUAUUUACAAUUAAAAAGUAUAGAUAUAAAAUUACAGCAACAUGAUAAUUUCCCUUUUUAUUUCUUCAAUAAUAAGUAUGAUGAAAUAUCAUAUAGAAGAAUAUGGAUUAAUAACGCUAAUGCUAUUAGUUUAAUAUACAGUGGUGCAGGUGCUUUAAAAAAUGAUAUAACACAAAAUGGGAAAAGAACAAUUAGUGGCUUAUUUCAAGAUUUAUAUUGUAUAAUUGUUAGAUAUGUAAAUAAUAAUUUUUUAGAUGGAUAUAAUAAUGAUUGUAUAAAUAUGGCUAUAAAUGAAAAAAUUAAAUUUAUACAUAAUUUUAAUAUCAACAAAGGUAAUAGUAAUCCUUUAAUACAAGUACUUGUCGAAUUUAUUAUCAUUUUUUCAACAGCCAUAUGUACAAGCCCAGUACAAAAUUUUAUUAAAAGUGUAUACUUUUGUUCACAUAAUUGUACUAUAAAUAUGUUAUCACGUAGUAUUAAUUAUAUCUUUCUUUUGUUAAAAAAUAAUUUCCAUUUAUUUUUGUUUCCAUAUAAUCAUGCAAAAUAUCUUAGUUUUAUUUCAAUCCUAGCAAAAACAUCUGGAGUCUUCUCUACUUCUUUUCUUAUUUUUUUAUUUUUUUGUUUAUAUGUUUUUACUCAACGAAGAAGAGUCAUUUCAUCUCCUAAAUUGGACGCCAAUUGUUAA